AUGAUUAAUUUCCAGCAGAGACCCCUAGAUUCUCACACUACUGUUUUGCUGAUUGUGAAGCCGCUGUCUUCAAGAUCCGCGCCUGCUGGCAUGGACGCCGGAAUCGCCAAAUUGAUGAAGAAAGACGUCAAGCCGUACUUGCCCAAAACCAAGCACCAACGGCUCUCGUACGAGUACCCCGGAUUGCCCAACGAGGACGAUUUCACCAAGCACACCGACAAGAUCAAGAAGCAGAAGCCCAUCAGCCGGUGGUCCCUGACCAUGCCCAAACUCGCGGUGUUUGGCGCGGCCAUGUGGGGCGCCUAUGUGGUCAAGGUAUGGUUCUACGACGCGGACGACGACGCCCAAAGCACCGAGCUCCUAGACCCGGACGUGUUCCACAAAUUCGUGGUGACGCACAAGCAGCAGAUCGACAAGGACCAUUUCCUUGUGGAGGUGCGGCCCAAGUACAACAACUGGCAGUACAGCUACUAUGCGCACUACGCCAGCAAGACCAUCUGGAACGGCGACCGCAUGUGGUCGGUGGAGGUCAAGCAGCCGGACAUUCUGGUGGUGCGGUCGUACACGCCGCUCCCGCUCUAUUUCAUGAAGUCGGAGAACACGCACGCCGGCCGCAAAGAGCCGCUUUUGCGGGUCGUGGACAACGACUGCGAGGACCACGACAAGGGCGGCGUCAUGACCUUCUACAUCAAGCGGUAUGCGGACGGCGAGGUGUCGCGGUACAUUGUGGACAAGGACGUCGGCGACGAGCUCGAGUUGCGCGGCCCGCACGUGGAGUACAAGUUCCCCCACCAUCCUCUCAACGCGCUCCACGAGCGGCCCGUUUUCCGGGACUUGCCCUCCAAGGUCGCGGCGGAGACGCUCGUGGACAGCCUCAAGGCGGAGCACGGCGUGCCGGACUACGACACCCUUGACUUUUACGCGGCAGGCACGGGCAUAGCGCCCAUUCUCCAGGUGCUCUUUUCGCGCAACCCGUACCGGGGCUUUGUCAACGUGCACUACUCGGCCCGUGCCGAUACCGAGCUUGCGCCGUUGCAGCGGUUCUUGUUUUUCUUGGAGAAGUUGGACCGCAUCAAGUUGAUCGGCCACUACGACUCCGUGCCCCGCCUGAGACUCACGGCCGCGGACAUCAAGCCCCAUCGCGAGCGCAACUACAUUAGCGACAUGCGCCAGGAAUCCGGGGCAGCGGUGGCCGCCGGCUCCGAGAAAGAGAGGCUCCGGAAGCGGGUGGCGCUCUUGGAGGGCGCCCCGGCCGCAAGCCCGGACCACGCCCCGCGGCCAGAGGGCAGAGGCCCGUGGUACGAGAACGCCUUGCAGCAGGCACGCGCCACGGCGUUGCGGCCCAAGCCCGCCGCCGCGUUGGCUCUAGUUUGCGGGCCGGACGGGUUUGUGGACUACGUGGCCGGCGCCAAAGAGUUGGCCUCCGGCGAGCAAGGCCCCGUCGGGGGACUCUUGGGUGCAAAAGGCUGGGACGAGAGCAACGUGUAUAAGUUGUGA
Molecule: messenger RNA, 1497 nt
Organism: Metschnikowia bicuspidata var. bicuspidata NRRL YB-4993
Lineage: Eukaryota; Fungi; Ascomycota; Pichiomycetes; Serinales; Metschnikowiaceae
Product: oxidoreductase
Exons: 2
Coding region: 1-1497 (498 amino acids)
Molecular function (GO): oxidoreductase activity
Source: RefSeq, a predicted model, not a curated record